AUGACCCUUCUAAAUCGUCGCAAGCAGUGGGGAGACACUCCUGACUUCGGGCAUCUUCGGGUAAACCCAGCUCCGUUCGGCUCAGCAUUGCUCCGAGCAAUUAUUAAGGUUGACACGACUGGACUACUAUUGCUUAUUCUGUGUCGCAGGUUCUACCCCGCUGACGCAGAGACGCUGCUAGCCUCAUUCCGCUAUUUCGACGAGGAAGGCCGCGGGUACCUCACCAAGGAGAGGUUCACCAAGCUCAUGCUGGAGGAGGGCGAGUGUUUUACUCCGGAGGAGUUUGAAGAAAUGAUGCAGAUAGCCCUUGAUCCAGUCACGGACACCAUCACCUACGAAUAUUACAUCAACCAGCUCAUGGUGGCCCCAAAAACUGCGUAUGAUAUAGCCGACGCCCACACGGCAGAGCUAAAGAGAUUGGAAGACGCUGCACCUAAGAAGAGACGAGCCUCUGAUCUACUUCGGGGAACUGGGGCUUGAAAUGCGUGGUCGAAGAGGAGAUUCCUGACACAACAGAAAAACCAAAAUAAUUCAUGAAUACUCAAUGUAAACAACAAUACUCAAGAAAUAAAAUUACAGCGUAAUCA
Cydia fagiglandana is the source of this 587-nucleotide messenger RNA. RefSeq names its product dynein regulatory complex protein 8-like. The record is from RefSeq and is a predicted model, not a curated record. The transcript is spliced from 5 exons. The coding region runs from base 1 to 480 and encodes 159 amino acids. Lineage: Eukaryota; Metazoa; Arthropoda; Insecta; Lepidoptera; Tortricidae.